AUGGUCUGGACUCUUGUCGAGCCUGGAGCUGCCAUCGUCGCAUCAAGUUUAGUCACCGUGCGGCCUCUACUACGAGCAUGGAGGCUGAGCGGAUUCAUAUCGACGGAUCGAACGCCGGGUAUGAGCGGUGCCAUCAGCGGGGGCAUGAGGUCAGGGACGGCACGGACGGCGCCCCGGUCGGCACCGCGGCAUGAUCCGUACGGUGUCGACGAUGGAGACACAGACCUGGAGCUCAACGAUAUGGCCAAAGACAAGCCCAUGCCGCGGCCAACCCCCCAAAUCGGAUAUCCGUCGCCGUUUGCGCAGGCCGGCUUAGAGCGAACGAGGGGGCAGUUCGACUCGGACUUCGUGAAGCCGCCGAACCAGAGACGAGGCAGUUUGGCCAAAAGCGAAAUGUAUGUUAUCGAGGGGGACAAAGCGAGCGACAUCUGGCGGGGGGAUAGGAUAGGGUCUCCAAGCGCGUCCUCGGUCGACCUCGAGGGCCUCGACGGUCUCGAUGCCCAGAGCCAACACAGCGGACGUGUUGGCCUUGGGGGUCGCAGAGAUAGAUGA
Molecule: messenger RNA, 552 nt
Organism: Colletotrichum higginsianum IMI 349063
Lineage: Eukaryota; Fungi; Ascomycota; Sordariomycetes; Glomerellales; Glomerellaceae
Product: Integral membrane family protein
Exons: 1
Coding region: 1-552 (183 amino acids)
Source: RefSeq, a predicted model, not a curated record